UUAGACUUGUUGAAAGAAUCCUGAUACAUUCCUAUAAUGGCCACUGCUCAGCUCUCUCACUCCAUCAGAAUUCAUAAGGCAUCUAAGGAAACAGUUUUCCCAUCACAAAUCACUAAUGAGCAUGAAUCAUUGAUAAUGGUGAAGAAACUUUUUGCUACUUCUAUCUCAUGUAUAACGUAUCUAAGGGGCCUGUUUCCAGAGAGCUCUUAUGGAGAACGCCAUUUGGAUGACCUCAGUUUAAAAAUCCUCCGAGAAGACAAAAAAUGUCCUGGGUCACUGCAUAUUAUCAAAUGGAUUCAAGGUUGUUUUGAUGCUUUGGAAAAGAGAUACCUACACAUGGCAGUGCUUACACUUUACACAAAUCCCAAGGAACCUGAGAAAGUGACUGAGAUAUACCAGUUCAAAUUCAAAUACACAAAAGAAGGAGCCACUAUGGAUUUUGACAGUAGUAGUACAAGCUUCGAAAGUGGAACAAACAGUGAAGAUAUUAAGAAAGCCAGUGUUCUACUGAUCCGUAAAUUGUAUAUACUGAUGCAGAACCUUGGACCCCUUCCUAAUGAUGUUAUACUUACUAUGAAACUCCACUACUAUAAUGCAGUGACCCCACAUGAUUACCAACCCCCCGGUUUUAAAGAAGGGGUAAACUCACACUUCCUGCUGUUCGAGGGAGAGCCCAUAAACCUGCAAGUGGGAUUGGUCUCCACUGGCUUUCAUAGCAUGAAAGUAAAAGUCACAACCGAGGCCACCAGAGUGUCUGAUUUGGAGAACAAUCUCUUUCAGGAGAAUGGCACUACCGAGAUUGCGCAUCAGGGUCUAGACUGUGACGAGGAAGAAGAAGAAUGCAACGAUCACAUUCAAAGAAUGAAUUUUGUGUGCAGUCAGCAAAGUUCUGAGAGCUCCAGGAAGAAGAGGAAGGUCAGCGAACCAGUGAAAGUCUUCAUCCCUGACAGAAAAUGAAAGUUAGAUCCCUUCAUUACAUUUAUGCUAAAAUAAUUUUAUUUUGCAACAAACAUGCAUGAAGCGUCUUAGUAGGAAAGUAAGUUUCUAUCACCAAAACCUUUUACUAAAUUUGUUGCUCAAC
Ceratotherium simum simum (southern white rhinoceros) is the source of this 1081-nucleotide messenger RNA. It is a transcript of the gene HORMAD2, whose product is annotated as HORMA domain containing 2. Lineage: Eukaryota; Metazoa; Chordata; Mammalia; Perissodactyla; Rhinocerotidae. The record is from RefSeq and is a predicted model, not a curated record.